This is a messenger RNA of Cavenderia fasciculata, 333 nucleotides long. RefSeq lists its product as uncharacterized. NCBI's taxonomy places the organism in Eukaryota, Evosea, Eumycetozoa, Acytosteliales, Cavenderiaceae. The transcript is spliced from 4 exons. Bases 1 to 333 code for a protein of 110 amino acids. The record is from RefSeq and is a predicted model, not a curated record.
AUGACAAAGACCAAAACAUUUGCAACUGUAUCAAACUUGCCUCUAGAAGUUCAAACCAAGAUUUUUUUCGAGGUCAGCGGGACUCAACUUGUAUCGGUUUUCGGAGUCCUCCCAACCUCCUCCUCCGCUCAAUAUAAAAGCGUCGGUACCCUUUCAUUCAUUCAUUACACUCACUACUACUUAUUUAAUCAUUGUGAUGAUGUUUGCUCUGGAAUUUGCAGCAACCCAACUCAACUCUACGAUCCAGUAGUCAAUGCCAAGUGUGCUGCCAAGGUUUUGGCCGCUCAAGGCUACAAUACUUGGGACCUUUGUGAUCUCCUCAAGACCAAUUAA